This is a messenger RNA of Harmonia axyridis, 1949 nucleotides long. RefSeq names its product phosphatidylserine decarboxylase proenzyme, mitochondrial. The coding region runs from base 52 to 1236 and encodes 394 amino acids. Gene Ontology annotation, molecular function: phosphatidylserine decarboxylase activity. Gene Ontology annotation, biological process: phosphatidylethanolamine biosynthetic process. The record is from RefSeq and is a predicted model, not a curated record. Gene Ontology annotation, cellular component: mitochondrion. The transcript is spliced from 7 exons. Lineage: Eukaryota; Metazoa; Arthropoda; Insecta; Coleoptera; Coccinellidae.
AAAAAAAUGUUUUGAGCGACUGAUGCUAAGAAACACAUUUCAGUUUGAAUAAUGUGUUCGAUUCUCACUUUUUAUAAACUAACCCAACGAGCUAGGCCGUUAAAAAAUUCAAUUUACUUCAAUGAACGUUACAAUAAAUAUCUAUUUCCGGGUCAUUUGAUCCAGACAAGGAAUCAUUCUUCAACCAACAACAAAACACCGAGGUGGUCUGAAUGGAGUGGGGUGUUCACCAAAUUCAUCCCAGUUGGCGUAUGUCUCAUAGCAGUGAUGCAAUGGAGGGCGUUUCGAAGAAAAAGCCAAGAUAGAGUAGCCACAGAACUAGAAAUCAAAUGUUACUGUUUAUUGCCCCUGAGAACAGUAUCAAGAUGUUGGGGCUGGAUGGCAGAUGUAAAGUUACCAGAAGUAUUGAGACCUUAUGUAUAUAGCAUGUAUAUAAACAUGUUCAAAGUGAAUCUCUCAGAGGCUUUGAACGAAGAUUUGAAGUCAUACUCGAGUUUGGCGGAUUUUUUUUCAAGGCAAAUAAAACAAGAUGUUAGGAAAAUCGACCAGGACAGUUGCUUGGUAUCACCAUGUGACGGAACUGUUCUGCAUUUGGGACCAGUUCACCACAAUGAAGACAUUGAACAGGUGAAGGGUAUAACGUAUAAGUUACCCAGUUUUUUCGGAGAAAACACCUGGAAUAGUAGAAGGGAACAGAGUCGGGAUUACAGGUCCUCUCUUUUACACAAUAAGAAGGAUUGCCCUCAAUUAUACCAAUGCGUUAUCUACUUAGCACCCGGUGAUUAUCACAGAUUUCAUUCUCCUGCCAACUGGAAACCUACGCAUAGGAGACAUUUCCAUGGUGAACUCUUAUCUGUCAAUCCUAAAAUUGCCAAAUGGAUUCCUGGACUCUUCUCAAUAAACGAAAGAUCAAUUUACCUUGGAGAAUGGGAACAUGGCUUCUUCUCUUACACUGCAGUUGGAGCCACGAAUGUGGGUACCAUCAAAGUGUAUUUCGACAAAAACCUGCAAACAAACUGCUCAACAAAGACCCCAAAAUGCCGUGAUGUUUGUUUUGGCAACUCUCUCGAACUCAAAAAAGGUGAUAUCGUAGGGGAGUUUAGAAUGGGUUCGACAAUCGUGUUGGUCUUUCAAGCUCCUCCAGAUUUUCAAUUCACCGUCAACCCUGGUACCAAAAUAAAGAUGGGACAGAGCUUGGGAUGUGUGGAACAAAGAAAACAAGUUGAUAAGGUAUAAGGUUAUCUUGUGAACAUAUCUAAUAACAUACUGAGAAUCGGGUGAACUGUUAGCAGCCUACAAACCUUGAGAACUUCAAUUGUAAUCUUUUCUCUACCUCAUUUGUUUGAAUGAACAACCAUCAAUAACAAUAAUCUGAUUAGGAACAUUCUAGGUAUUAGGUACUGCUUUGUAUAUGUAAUUGCUGAAGAGCUACUGUUUACUCUAUUCGAAGUUGUCCAACGUUUACAAUAGUUUUUACUGUGAUGUCAACUAGAACCAUUAUUGUCACUUUUAUAAAGUGUAAUGUACGUAAUGAACAUUUCAAUGUGAUAUUUUGUAACUGUUAAGAUCAGUGCAAAUUAGAAAUAUUUUUGCAUAACUCAAUGAUUUCAACCUUGGAAUUAGAUCGACUUUUGUUGCAGACGAAACCUCAAUGGAGAACUCUGUAAUUUUAAAUUCGAACCUGUUGAAUUGAAUAAUGUCAUGGACCUGUAUGGAUACAUGCGCGAAAUUGAAAGACUUAACAAUUAAUUUGUGCAAUUUUGAUUAAAUUAUGGAUACCUCGUUUGAAACAAGGCAGGUCUUCAAGUUUCAUUGGGGUUUCAAUUCUGUUAUUCUUGUCAUUGUUCAUGUUGUAAAGAGAAGGAAAAAUCUGUGGAUUUUUCGAGAUUAUAUUUUAAUUGUUGAGUUUUUGAAAGUGUGGAUAAAUAAUAAAAUGUUGAUGCUUAUGA